Messenger RNA from Lachancea dasiensis, 1173 nucleotides. NCBI's taxonomy places the organism in Eukaryota, Fungi, Ascomycota, Saccharomycetes, Saccharomycetales, Saccharomycetaceae. The record is from the annotation of a GenBank genome assembly.
AUGGAAUUGAACGUCAAGAGUGGGGUCUUUCGUGCACUGAUAGCUGCGUGUAUUGUAGCCUCGACAUUAUGGCUUGUGGUGCAGGGAACUGGGACUGGCACAAGCUCCACCAUAUUGCAACGCCAAAAGGUGAACACCAAAGACGCUAAAAACGGUUACGUAUAUCGGAAAGUCGCGCGUCCUAAGUAUACGGGACCCAAAGAAAAAGCCACGUUUGUAACGUUGGCGCGGGAUGAGGAUCUCUAUUCGCUGUUGGGGUCGAUCGCCAGCGUCGAGGACCGUUUCAAUAGUAAGUUUCAAUACGACUGGGUUUUUCUAAACGACGCCGAAUUCAGCGACGAAUUCAAGCGCAUCACGAGUGCGAUGAUUAGCGGAUCUACCAAGUACGGGGUCGUUCCGAAGGAACAUUGGUCUUUCCCACCCUGGAUCGACCAGGACAAGGCCGCGAAAGUCAGAGAAGAAAUGCGCGAAAACCAGAUCAUUUACGGGGACUCCGUCUCCUACAGGCAUAUGUGCCGCUUUGAGUCAGGGUUCUUCUACCGACACGAGUUGCUGGAUGAUUACGAUUGGUACUGGCGUGUGGAACCUGACACUCGGAUUUACUGCGACGUCGACUACGAUAUCUUCAAGUUCAUGAGGGACAACGGCAAGAAAUACGGGUUUACCAUCUCCCUUCGUGAAUAUGAUGCGACAAUCAAGACGUUGUGGUCUACUACCAAAGAAUUUAUGGAGAAAAAUCCGGACUUGAUCCACCCAAACAACAUGAUGGACUUCAUAUCUGACGAUGGUGGUGCUUCUUACAACUUAUGCCACUUCUGGUCCAAUUUUGAAGUUGGAUGGCUGGACCUAUGGCGUGGUCCUGCGUAUUCCGCCUAUUUCGACCACCUUGAUCAAGCAGGUGGAUUUUUCUACGAAAGAUGGGGCGAUGCGCCAGUGCAUUCCAUCGGCGCAGCUUUGUUCUUGGAUCGCUCUGAAAUCCACCAUUUCGGCGAUAUUGGGUACUACCAUGUGCCUUUCCACUCUUGUCCUAUCGAAGAAAGCAUCAGAAUUCAAAACCGUUGCAACUGCAACCCAAACGACGAUUUUACUUGGAAGGGUUAUUCAUGCACUUCCAAAUUCUACACGGUUAGCAAGACAGAAAAACCCAAAGGCUGGCAGAAAUAUGCUGAUUAA